AUGGUGCCUUCCUUCCUAAAUGGGAUCAUGUACACAAUGCGCUGGACUCGCUCACUUCAGCUCACUUUAGCUCUCAUUAAGCCUGAUGCUGUGGCCCAUCCAAUUAUAUGUGAAGCUGUACAUCAGAAGAUACUGAAUAACAAUUUCCUCAUUGUAAGAAGCAAGGAACUUAAAUGGCGGGUUGAUGAUUCACAGAAUUUCUACCAUGAACACAAUGGACGAUUCUUUUAUCAACGAUUGGUGGAAUUCAUGUCCAGUGGCCCCAUGCGGGCAUACAUUCUAGCACAUGAUGAUGCUAUCCAGUUGUGGAGGAGGCUUAUGGGUCCAACAAAGGUCUUUAGAGCAAGAAUUGAUGCUCCAGAAACUGUUCGGGGAGAGCUGGGACUUACUGACACCCGUAACACCACUCAUGGAUCAGAUUCCACAGACUCAGCCUGUCGUGAAAUCUCCUUUUUCUUCCCUGAAUUUAAUGUAAGUCACUGGUAUGAAGAAGAAGAGCCUCUUUACAGAGCUGGGCCUUUAUGCUAUGACCAGGAAAAAUUGGAACAUCGGCUUGUGCAACAAUGA
This is a messenger RNA of Staurois parvus, 567 nucleotides long. NCBI's taxonomy places the organism in Eukaryota, Metazoa, Chordata, Amphibia, Anura, Ranidae. The record is from the annotation of a GenBank genome assembly.